Nasonia vitripennis (jewel wasp) is the source of this 393-nucleotide messenger RNA. RefSeq lists its product as uncharacterized. The coding region runs from base 1 to 393 and encodes 130 amino acids. The transcript has a single exon. NCBI's taxonomy places the organism in Eukaryota, Metazoa, Arthropoda, Insecta, Hymenoptera, Pteromalidae. The record is from RefSeq and is a predicted model, not a curated record.
AUGCUGAACCAGGGCAUGGACGUAUUAGUCCCAGCCUUAGAAAAAUUGUACCGAGCCUGUCUGGCACUAGGAUAUGUGCCGAAAGAAUGGGGGCAGGCGAGGGUGGCUUUCCUGCCGAAACCAGGUAAGACACAUCACGCAGUCGCAAAGGACUACAGUCCAAUCAGCAUGACCUCGUUUUUACUCAAAACCCUGGAAAGGCUGGUUGACAGAUACAUUAAGGAAUCAUCACUUGUAGAAGUGUCGCUGCACAGCAAGCAGCAUGCCUACCAGACAGGAAAGUCUGUGGACACAGCGGUGGUGGACGCAGUCAGAUUCAUAAAAUUAAUGCUGUUAAAAUACUUAAUAACCAUGAAAUUAUACGUUAUUAGUAAGGACAGUAAAUCAAGUUGA